Molecule: messenger RNA, 1343 nt
Organism: Rhododendron vialii
Lineage: Eukaryota; Viridiplantae; Streptophyta; Magnoliopsida; Ericales; Ericaceae
Product: F-box/kelch-repeat protein At1g57790-like
Exons: 2
Coding region: 32-1315 (427 amino acids)
Molecular function (GO): protein binding
Source: RefSeq, a predicted model, not a curated record
UUGUACUUAGGGAGAUUGGAAAUACCUAUAAAUGCUCUCCAUGCAGCAGGAAGAAGUUCGUUCACCGAAAACAGAGGGAGCUAUGAGGCCCUUCGCUAUUGAUAAUGGAAGCAGACGCUCUUUCGUCUCCCUCUUCAAAGACGUUACUCACGCCAAGUUACUUGACAACCAAGGAGGUGAUCAUGAGAUAACGCCAAUGAAUGAGGAAAAGAAGAAAAGUGACCCAGAGAUUGAGAAUGUGGAGGAGGAAGUUUGGGCAAAACUUCCAAUGGAUCUUCAAAUGUCCAUAAUACAAUGCAUCCCACCCAAUGAAAGGGACUAUCGGAAUCUUCGUGUUGUCUGUAGAAGGUGGAAAGCGAUGGCCCCUCCAUUGCGUUGGAUUUCUGGUUCGGCAGCCAUUGAAUACCCUUGGCUUGUGUCCUUUCAGAAAGAGAAAGGUGUCUAUGACUUCUAUGAUCCAACAUCUGACUUGACCUAUCACAUGAGCACAGAAUCAACAUCAUAUCUUGCAAUUUUUGCCUCCUACAAAGGUUGGUUGCUUCUUUCUGAGGGUCCACAAUCUAUUUAUAUGCUUGAACCGUUCACGAAAAUGAGAAUCGAUCUUCCGAAGAUGCCACAACAAUUCAACCUCGUUGGUGGACAAUAUUGGUUUGGUGUAAAUCCAACUUCCGGAAGAUAUCGUGUUAACCAAAUCUUUCGUCGCUCUCCUGAGCAGCUGAUGAUUUUGGAGUUCACUAGUAAAAUGACUUCUUGUGCUUGCCUUCCUGUCAAGAACAAAUCAUUCACACCAUCAUGGAAUAACCUUAUUUUUUGCGAUGGGAGUUUAUUUGGUUUGGAUCAAAAUGGGAAGUUCGGAAUCUUCGCAACUGUAGGGAAUGAAAGACAAUGGCAUGUUUUGAAUGAUUCCCAGAUAUUAUGUUUUCCUUCAAGAGUAGAACAAAGCUUUCUGGUUGUGUUGAACUUGAGGAUAAUGUCGGUGUUUGUUGGAAGUUCAGAAAAAUGGGUUAAAGUAUUUAACUUCAAUUUUUCGGCACUUAAAUGGGAGCAAGUUGAUAGCUUGGGAAAUCUAGUUUUGUUUGUUGGUCGAACAUCCAUAGCUGUGGAGUCAAAGGAGGAAAGAAUGAGGAACAAGAUUUUCUUCCCCAUCUUCAAAGAAGCUGAUGGUAGCAUCAUGUUUUAUUGUCUAGAGACUUGCAGAUUCCGCAGCUUCAGCAGUGAAAAUUCCAAUUUGGAUCUUCAUGGAGAGAGAGGAUUUAAAAAAUUAGUAUCUAAUUGUACCUGGAUUCGACCUAAUUUGGUUCCGUCCUUCAGCUGAACGACUUGUAUUUUGGCUCUAUAGAUGG